Messenger RNA from Durusdinium trenchii, 1744 nucleotides. Lineage: Eukaryota; Dinophyceae; Suessiales; Symbiodiniaceae. The record is from the annotation of a GenBank genome assembly.
CAAGAUCUUGUCAAAUGAUGCCAAAAGUGCUUUCUCAAAGUUGAUGUAUACUUUCCCGGAAGGUGGCUUAGGCCUCAAUUGAAGGUGAACUGAAACUUGUGCAGUAGGUUGGAGGCAGACGUAUACAAGCAAAAUCACUUUGUGCCACAUCAAUUUUGAUUUCCGCAGCAAUUCCGGACGAUUUCAAGCGCUUUCCAGCUCUCUCGCUUUUUGACCAUCCUUGUCGUCAUGGGCUCUGGUGCAUCCAAGGAAGUUACCGAUGCCAUUGCCGGCAAGUCCCCCGAAGAGAUUGCUGCAGCCUUGAAGGAAUUGCCCGCAGACCAUCUUGCCAAGAUUAAGGAUGCAUGCAUGGAGAAGAAACCAUGCCCCGGCCCUGUCGAUUGCAGCUCCAUCACGGUGGUUGCCAAAGACUACAAGGGUAUGCUAGAUCAGCCUUCGGCUCCAAAGUUCAAGGGGGCUUUGGCUCAGAUCUAUGUCCGAAGCCAGCCUUACGGAGGUUCAGACAAGAGCAACAAUGGCCAUCGGUACGAUUCCAUUCCCAUUGUGAAUGGAAUGAUCAACUCGGGAAUGAGCUGCCAAUUGAUUCAUUAUACUCAUGAAGAACAUGACAAGUUCUUCGAACUUUGCAAAAACUUUGACUUCGUCAUUGUGAGGUGCAACCCCGGGCAGAUCAAAGCGGAUGGUGGAGACCAGCAAAAGUUUGAUGACGGCAUGCGUGCCUUGAGAAAGGCGGGCAAACAGAUUUGGCCAUCCCCGGAUGUCAUGGAGAAGAUGGGUGCCAAGGAUGCUUUGUGCAAGGUGGCGACCAUGAACAUUGGUUUGGAAGACACUUUGGCAUACUACUCGCCUGAAGAGUUUGCCGCCGGCUUCAAGAAGACCAUGGCCUUCCAGCCGCGUGUGAUCAAACAGAAUCGAGGCUCUUCUGGGGAAGGUAUUUGGAUCAUCAAACUCAAGGACGAAAAUUAUUGUAAAUCUUAUGGCGAGAGGUCCUGCGAGGAUGGUGAGAAGCUCCUUCUCAUGGAGGCCAAUGACAAUCACGAGGAGGAGCACACCGUUGCAGAGUUUAUUGAGUUCUGCGUGAAUGGCCGCAACGACAAGUCUGGCACGUGGACCUCCAAGGGCGUUGGAAAGUACUUGGAGGGUGGCAAGGAAGCUGGUGGACAGUUGGUGGAUCAGCGCUUUUGCCCGCGCAUUGUGGAAGGUGAGUUGCGCUACAACCUCGUUGGUGAUUCCCUGAUCGGAGUCAUCCACAAGAAACCCAAGGAGGGAGGAAUCUCGGCUGUGGGUGGAACCGGCUCCAUCUACACCUUUUAUGGACCUGAUGAGCCACUUUUCAAAAGCUUGACCGAGAAUUUCUUGCAAAAGGACCUGCCCCACGUCAUGCCCUCGCUUGACUUGGCCGAAGAACCUUUGCCACUUUGGUGGACUACUGACUUCAUCAACGCCUCACCACCAGGAACCAAGGCUGAGGAUGAGAAAUGGAUCGUCGGCGAGUUCAAUUGCUCCUGCGUUGGCAUUUCGCGCUGCUUGGCCGCCUACUGCAAGGAUGACACCCCCAACGCCAACUGGGAUGAUAUCUCUGCGGAGGACAAGGCUGAGGCCAAGAGAAUGGGCGAUCUUAUGGGCGAGAAAGCUUUGAAGAUCCUCUCCAAGUGAGCAUGACAGCCAGUUAGCGGGCCACUGUUUCAUUUUGGCACUUGUGUUUCCAGAGGCAAGUUGUGAAAUAGACAGAACCACUGGAGAG